ACCUUCCAUCCUUCAUUAAUAGUGAUAUAAAUACAGACACGCCCUAUAGUGUUAUAAAUACAGCGAGAUAUAAAAUGUGCAAUUGAACCAAGUCUAAACCUAGAAAGGAAGGAGUAAACCAAACAAGGGGAGAAAGGUUGUAAACCAGGUACAAGAUGACCAGCCAUCAGUCCAGCGAGGACCUUCUUCAACCCGGUCAUAUCGUCAAGGAAAGAUGGAAAGUUACCCGGAAAAUUGGCGGAGGCGGUUUCGGAGAAAUCUACGAAGGGAUCGACCUCGUGACAAAGGAGCAGGUGGCGCUCAAGCUGGAAUCCGCGAAACAACCAAAACAAGUUUUAAAAAUGGAGGUCGCGGUUCUGAAAAAGCUUCAAGGUCGAGACCAUGUUUGCCGAUUUAUCGGUUGUGGACGAAAUGAUAGAUUUAACUAUGUAGUCAUGCAGCUUCAGGCCAAGAAUUUAGCGGAGCUUCGGCGCGCGCAGCCACGUGGAGCUUUCUCACUCUCUACAACUCUCAGACUAGGAUUCCAAAUACUCCAGGGAAUAGAAGCUAUCCAUGAUGUUGGGUUUCUUCAUAGAGAUGUUAAACCCUCAAACUUCGCUGUUGGUCGUCUUCCACAGACAGUUCGGAAGAUUUUUAUGCUUGAUUUUGGCCUGGCAAGACAAUAUACGAACGCAAAUGGAGAGGUUCGACCGGCCCGGGCAGCUGCUGGAUUCCGAGGAACUGUUCGUUACGCCUCAAUCAAUGCUCACAAGAAUAGAGAAAUGGGACGCCAUGACGAUCUAUGGUCUCUGUUCUAUAUGCUGGUGGAGUUUGCUAAUGGUCAGCUGCCCUGGAGAAAGAUUAAGGACAAGGAGCAGGUCGGGCUCAUGAAGGAGAAGUAUGAUCAUCGGCUUUUGCUCAAACAUCUUCCCUCAGACUUUAAGCAGCUGAUGGAGCACCUCCAGGCUCUGGAGUAUGCUGAUAAACCAGACUAUGCCAUGAUCUCUGGUAUUUUUGAAAGAACAAUGAAGCGGCGUGGAGUGCGGGAGUCUGAUCCGUUUGAUUGGGAAAAGACCGGAAGUGAUAGCACAACAUCUGAAGGAUUGAUGCAAACCUCUACACCAGUGAAGAACAGUCAACCCAGUAAGGUCAUUAUCACCACAGACAAUGUAGAGCGUGGAAUCGUAGACAACCAAGAAAAUGUUGAGCCGGACAACAGGAAGGAGGUGAGGAUUUCGGAUCUGGAAUUAAAAAGACGGAACCGGAGAGAAUCAAAUCAGAUUCAAAAUGAGAUGGUGAGUCUGAACACGAGUGAGCCAAAUAAAGAAAAAGUGGUAAUUGACAGCAACUGCAAUACAAAUAUUGUAAAUCUCCAAAAUGAGAAUGAGUCUCCAAAGAAAAUGAAAAUUGAGGAGAAAGGAAUGAAUGAUAAACAGGAGGCAGAGAAGAAAAAUGAUAUUGACAAGGAAGGAGAUGCUGUGAUGGUAGUCUGGUCUGAAGAGAACAAAAAUAAGAAAACUAACAAUAACAGAGACUCAGGAGUAUUUGCCCUUGAUGUCAACACAAAGACAGAUGGGUUGGAAGAGCCUGUUUCUCCUAGUCCCAGGCUAGCAAAGGAUGUAUGGAGCACUGACCAAGAGGGCAGCCAAAUAUCCUUUAAUGUCAGAGGAACUAUCGAAAGAAGAAAAAAGAUGUAUAUCGGGAGCAAAAGCUCUUCUGUUCUAAGUCGAUACAGAAGCAAUGCAGAUAACUCUAUAACACAAGUGGCACUAAUGGAUGAUGAAAAUUUGUCCCAAGCUGUUACUCAUGGGGGAGGGGGCAUAACUCUUCAUUCCAAGUGGAAAUCUCAGUUUGAUGAUUCAGAAGCAUCUGAGAAUGAAACAGAGAUGAAAGGUGAGAAUCUACAGAGCCCUGAGCACAGACAAGGAGAUUCCCCGAAACAAGAAUCUGCUAACCAAUCCAACAUUGUCACAACCACUAGACAAUUGGAGCUUUCAAGAAUAACAGAAAGCAGUGGGGGGUCUCAUCAUGGGGCUGAGAAGCCAAGUCCUGGAGGGGAUAGAAAAUCUCUUCAUCUAGAAAUAAUACUUCCAGCUCCACUGUCAGCCAAGAUGCAGAGCCCAGAUCAAAGUAAGCCUAUUGCUAUUCCACCCCCACCUAAAAUAGAGCCACCUCCCCCACCCCCAGAUUUUAUUCCACUUCAGCACUCUGCUAGCGCACCUUCUUUUAAUAGACCACCUCUCUCACCUAGCAUUAUACAGCAAUCUCCCCAAGGGUUUACUCCGCCUCCUCCACCCCAAUUUGCACCUCCUCCUCCUCCUCUCACGGUAGCAUUGAGUGGGUCUGAUGUCGCUGCCAAGUAUGAUGUGUCACCGGGAGGGGCCAUUCAAGAUAUGAAGUCACAAAUUCUUAACAGAUAUCACCCUUUGCAGCACUCAGCCUCGGUCCACAGUUAUGUUGGUUCCGAGGCCAGAACUCAAUCACCGAUAUCUCAGCUGAGAUCCAAUGCAAAAUCUCCUCUACUCCUAGAGGCAAAACUUUUACCCCCCGAGCCAACAAUCUCCAACAAAAGUGAGGAGGAGGAAGUAGAAGAUGAGGAGGAGGAGCAAGAAGAGGAAGAGGAGGAAGAUGAUGGCGAGGAAGACGAUAAUGAGGAAAAUCCAGAAUAUGUUGCUGCAGUUUGUCAGUAUACAACUGUACUGAAAGAGACACCACCUGGAUUUACAGAUAAGAAGUAUGAGGUGAACUACAUGAAUCUAGAAAAAAAUGUUCCCCUUGAAAAUGACAAAGAAUCCAUUCCAAGAACAAAAUCAAACCCUCAGAUAUGUGAUAGCACUCAAACAAUCCCAUACUCACAGAAAACUAGACAUUCAGUAACCAUUAUUGAUGCUGGUAAAACUGGAGUUAAAUUCAGUGAUUCAAGUGAAAACCAGACAAAACAACAAGGUUCACAGUGCCAAGGGGAUAUCUCAAGGGAUAGAUCAAGCAGCGAAAGACUUAUUGAGUACUGUGAAGAGGAGGAUGAAGAAGAUGAGGAUGGAAAUAUGGCAGUCUCCGGCAAAUUGGCCAUACAUUUAGAUACUGGUGAAACAUCUAGGGAGUUUUGUCUCAACAAGCUUGAUGAGAGUAGCACAAAAAGUCAAAAAGAUGAUAGCGCCACUUUCAACUCAGAAGAGAAGCCAUUAUUUGUUAAGAAAUACAGAGGCAGAUUUUUUCAAACCGAUGUAGAAGAUAAAAGUGACAGUCCACCUGUCCCCCCACCCAGGAGUAAAAGUAAGGAAGGAAGUUUAAACCUGGACAGAUCUAGUCCAAAAAACUACUUUACAGGUAAACCGGAUAAAAAUCCAAAUGAAAAGUCUGUCUAUUUUGAAGCAUCAGAUGAUCCCCAAUGUGGGGGAUCCACAGUGAUUGAUGCAACUUACCACUCCUCAACGAAGGUUUUGGAGAGUAGGUUGCCAGGGAGUUUUGGUGAAAGUAAAAAUGUGGAAUAUUUGGAAAAAAAAGAAGUGAAAAGUGUUGAAAACAGUGAUAGAAGUAACAGUCAAAGUAAAUCUUCCUCCAGUGAUAAACUGAAGGCCAGAACUGGCUCACAAUCAUGUAGAAGAAUUGGUGUAGUAUCUGCCGAUCUAUCAACAGAAUAUCUAAAAACUAGAAAUGACAAAGUAGCUCGGAGAAUCAGCUUAGAUGACUUGAACACUGCAUUCCAAGGAUUAAAUGGGUCCAAAAAGACAAACAAUGGUAGUAACAGCUCCCACAGACUUCGGAGUGAGGAAAAUGCAGGGGCAGAAUACCAAAGUGAUGACAGUAUUCUAGAGGAUAAGGCAGAAAUGUCCAUGCGAUCUGGAAGUCAAAGAAGAAGUAAGUCAGAGGAGAGUUUACUGGACCGAAUUGACUCUGCGUAUGUCAAAGGAGGCUCUAGUAGUAGAAAAAACUCUCCUUUAAGUCAUAGUAGCUCCAUGCACCAUCAUCUAAGUCGGGGGGGAUCUCCACAUGAAAGGUGCACUUUUCGCCAUCAGCAGCGAGACUUAAGCAACUCUUUCUCAAAAGAAGACUCUAGUCUUCAAGGUAAAAGUAGAAUACCAUUGCCUGUAAAACUUGUGUCGGACAAAGAUGAAAAGAGUUCGACAGCAGAGCCAUGCUCUGAUGUUUACAGUCCAGAUUCUCAUGUUCGAAAUGAAUAUCAUCCUGGAACUUACGCAAGUAGAUACACUGAUCCCCAUAGAUACACUUCCUCAUAUUUAGCCUCUUACACUGCUGCUCCUUCUCACUUAACAGGUCAUGCUUACACUAUUCACGAUAGACCUGAUUAUAGCACGCCUAACAAUUACUCUAGCUAUAGACCCACCAGUGCCAAAGAUUAUACUCGGUACAACUACUAUUCUAGUGCAGUGCCUGACCCAGAGCCUUCUUAUCUAACUAGUGGACAGACAUCCCCCCGAUGGAGAAGACGUUCUUAUGAUCACGACUCAGACUACUUGCGUUAUCAGCGCAGAAGUCGCCCUCUCUCUGAUUAUCCUUCAGUUCCUGCAUCUAAUGCAGGAAACUCAGCCCUCACCCGUUCCAGAUCCAGGUCCAGGGUGACUGAGUAUGAACCCUAUCGGAGAGAAGGGGACAGUUACUUGACCUCUAGUAUGUAUACUCGGCCAACCUCCAGCUACAUUUAUAGUCAUUCUUACUAUGGUGAUGGCGGAGAUGAUGGGGGUCGUGUCAGACAUCCUCGCCCUCCAGACUACCCUCCCAUCUCAUCAGAGGUCAGCGGUAGAACAAGACGUUAUCAACCUGAAAAGUAAUACCACUACUUUGAAGAAUAAAGAAUGGUAUCGGGCUAAAAAAUAUGUGAACAAUGUUUUUUAUACUGCAAUCUCAAGUACAUUUAUCAACAUAAAAGACAUCACACUGAUUUCUUCAUCUAAAGUCAAAGUCAAAAUGUUUAAGAAAAAAAUUUUAGACAAGUGUUUGCUGAGUGAUAUGUCCAUUUAUAGAAAUAUUAUAAUGGUGUACUAAAUGACCUAAACUUUUUGUUUCCAUGUAUCUAUGUGACAUUUCAGUGAAAAUUUUAAGAUUUCCUGAAAAAAAAUGUUGACCCUACUCAGAAAAAUCAAUGGUCAACAAAUUUUAGUAUCUAAAUUUAAUGUGGUAAAAGAACUAAAUCUAGUCAUUAAUUAAUACUGGUUAAUUAGGGAAAAUUAGAAAUUUUUAUAAAUGUUUUAACAUCUUAUUAUUUAUUAGUUUUUCUAGAGUAGACAAUCAACCUAAAAGGCAUCUUAAAAUUGCAACAAAAAAGUUGGUGAUUUGGAGUGUUUGCGAAAAUGAAAGGGUGUAGAAUGGACCAUAUUUAAGUUGUGAAUAAGUACAACUUUUACUCCUAUCUAAUGUUUCUGUAGAGAAUUAGUAACAGCUCUCAAAAACCUUGAUAGCUUAGUUCUACACAGCUUAGAGGGAUUUUUUAUUUUAUGAGAGACAAAACAUUUAAAAUUAAUAGAAGAAAUGCCAAUUUGUUCUUAUUCUAUAAUGGUUCACCUUGUACCCCCAUUUACCUCCAUUCUUUUUUGCAUACACUCCCUUUACAAAAUAUUUAACUUAACAAGUCCUAGAUAAAUUAAAACCAUGUGUACUCUUUAAUAAAUAUAAAAGUAUACCCUGUUGUGUACUUUGUAACCAAUCCAAUGUAAUUUUUAGUCAUGGUUCUACAAUCUACAUUUUUAUUCUCUAUGCCAAAAGUUAUCAAAGAAAACUCUUAUCCAAAAUCUCAUAUUAAAAACCUUUUUACUUUGACGUUUUAGUUAAUUAAAUGAUAUAAAUAUUAUAGAAUUUAACUGAUGGCAAAUGAUCCCUUUUUUUGGCAAUCUUCUCUAAAUUAUUAUAAUUUCUUUUCCGUGCUUGAUGUUAAACCACCUGGCAAUUGCGCUAACUCUAACAUGCCUGGAAUUGUGCGCUUGAUAGUGUUGCUACAAGGCAUUAUUUUCACUAUGGCAAUUUUGUUACACGGCAUUAUGUUCAGUAUGGCAAUGUUAUUACACGGCAUAAUGUUCAGUAUGGCAAUGUUGUUACACGGUAUUAUGUUCAGUAUGGCAAUGUUGUUACACGGUAUUAUGUUCAGUAUGGCAAUCUUGCUACACGACAUUAUGUUCAGUAUGGCAAUGUUCUUACACGGCAUUAGGUUUAGUAUGGCAAUUUUGUUACACGGCAUUAUGUUCGGUAUGGCAAUGUUGCUACACGACAUUAUGUACAGUAUGGCAAUGUUGUUACACGGCAUUAUGUACAGUAUGGCAAUGUUGCUACACGACAUUAUGUACAGUAUGGCAAUGUUGUUACAUGGCAAUAUGUUCAGUAUGGCAAUGUUGCUACACGGCAUUAUGUUCAGUAUGGCAAUGUUGCUACACGACAUUAUGUUCAGUAUGGCAAUGUUGCUACACGGCAUUAUGUUCAGUAUGGCAAUGUUGCUACACGGCAUUAUGUUCAGUAUGGCAAUGUUGCUACACGGCAUUAUGUUUAAAAUGGCAAUGUUUAGGGUGCCACUAUUGUAUGGCAGUGAUUGCCUUCUAUCUGGCAAUAUUGAUUGAAAUUGCCCUCUGUAUGGCAAUAAUGCAAUACAGUUGGGACCCCAUUAGUCUAUAUAAUCUAUAUAAUGUGAUAUUACUUUGAUCCCCACAUUUUUAGAGGGAGUAAACACCAGUGUUUUUAUUAUUAACUUAUUUUUGAAUAUUUUUUUUAUUUAUUAAAACACGUUGUUUUAGUUUCCCUCUAUGUGGUUUGGUGAUUUAUUAUGUUGAGCAUAUAAAUAAAUUUAAAACUUUUUA
Messenger RNA from Eurytemora carolleeae, 6779 nucleotides. RefSeq lists its product as uncharacterized. The transcript has 9 exons. NCBI's taxonomy places the organism in Eukaryota, Metazoa, Arthropoda, Copepoda, Calanoida, Temoridae. Gene Ontology annotation, molecular function: protein serine/threonine kinase activity; ATP binding. Gene Ontology annotation, biological process: peptidyl-serine phosphorylation; signal transduction. The record is from RefSeq and is a predicted model, not a curated record. Bases 156 to 4769 code for a protein of 1537 amino acids. Gene Ontology annotation, cellular component: nucleus; cytoplasm.